AUGGCUUCCAAAUGGUUUUUGGUGCCAGGCUUUCAACUUCCUCCAGCAGGAUCAUACAUUGCAAUUCGCGGCCUGAAGGAGGGCAGGUGGUUGCGUAUCCAAGGGUGUCAGGUUGGACACUCCUGGGGCGGGAACGACAACCUUGCAGAUGAGGCCAGAGCUGAGCGCUUCAAGCUGGGCACUGGCUCGGGCACACAUGCCUUACACAACACCGAAUGGAACCGGUACCUCAUCAUGAACGGUGGAUCUCUGCAGGUGAGUGAAGUCCUGAGUGAAUUUGAGUGGGCACGGCUCCCGGCAGGAGGGAGAUUCAGCUUUCAGUCGACUCCGUAUGGCCAUGCGAUUUGGAGUGCUCACAACGAGCGGUUCAUCAUCAACGAGUUCUCAGCCAUUAAAGUUGGCCCGGUUGAGGCGAUCACCGCAGGUUUGGGGAUUGGAGGACCACAAAGUGAUGUAUCAAAGUAUGAUUUUCGAGUGCUGCAUCAAACCUACACCAGGCCAUGUCCUAGUCUCCACACUUCGCAUGGAGCAAGCUGCAAAGCUGAUAUCAUUGGCAAGACCAUUGGUUUGUACAACACAUAUCAUGAGCGCUAUAUUCGGGUCAAAGAAGGUGGUUGGGCAGAUGCAUCAGCUGUCAUUCCAAGACACACCUUUCCAGGUUGGGAAUACUCGGUCCCACCGAACUUGCCAAAUGGCUGGACAUGGGAGAGAUUCGAAGUGGUGGAUGCGGGCAAUGGAAAUAUUGCUCUUCACAACAUUGAGCACAACCGUUUCCUCGCAAUGGAUGCUCAGGGCUUUAUCCGGGCCGGUGGACUUCGUGAUGCAGGUGAACUCAACUGCGAUGCCAGCGGCGGCGAGCACUUUACCUUGGUGGACUACGCUCCAAACGUUGCUCUCCACAAUCCACACUUUCAGCAUUUUGUGAAGAUGGACGGCUCAGCACUGGUUGUCCUCGGUCCUAUGGGCUUUGACCAGUUGCAGAGCUCCCACACAUGGGAGAAGUUUCUUGUGAAAACCGAGUCCUAUCAGAAAGAUGAUUGUCCGUAUCUCUACUUUCCAAAAGGAGCUAGCUGCAAGCCUUGGUUGAUGUCCCAGAAGGUGUCGUUCUACAACCCCUGGCACCAGCGCUUUAUGAAAAUGAUCAACAUCGAUAGUGCCGACUUGGUCACCACGCAUCAACAAGGAGCAGAUGAUUUGUGUGACUCCUGCGAUGAUGAAAGGUUCCGAGUAGUGGACGUUGGAAUGGGAAUGCUUGGCUUGUACAAUGAAAAGUUUGGGCGGUAUGUUCAAAUGACCGACACGCAGAAAAUGCGUUCCACCCACGUCAUGGCCAAGGCAGAUCUUCAAGGUGGCUGGCAGUGGGAGAAGUUCCAGGUGGUGGAUCUUGGGAACGGCAAAAUUGGCUUGCACAGCGGCUACUUCAAUCGAUUCGUGAUGAUGGACUAUCAAACAGUGAUUACGACAGCUCAGCAGUAUAAUUGGAAUUCACCCCCAACAGGUGAUUGGGAAAGGUUCACCGUCACCUACAGCGGCUAUGGUGACCACUGGACUCCAGAGCCGUGGGAAUAUUUUACCGAUCAAAGGUGCAAAGGCUUCCCGUACACCUAUGACGAGUGCGGGGGAAACUGCGAUGGCUGGUCUCAGAUCACACAGGCUGAAUGUCAAGCAAAGUGUGAGAAUGAUGAUAAGCCCGCGGGCUGUCAGCAGGACCAGACCUGCAUGGGUGCAGUCUAUUAUCCAAGCAACGGCUGGUGUCACCUGUACUCUAUUCGCCCAGAGACAGAGAGCUAUGUGGGUGCUGUAGCUAUCAGGAGAAAAGUCAGUCCUUUCAGUUUCCUCGAAGUGCACUCCUCUGUGACGAAGCAGAUUGCACUCCGCGGUGAGGCUGAGAUGGCUGAGAAGGAUGGUCUUGAGAAGCUACAAGAGCUGGCCGUGUCGCUUCCCAUCGCCCUCGUCAACUUGACCAAUUACUCUGGGCUGAUCAGCAGCGGCAAAAAUGUGACGCAUCUCAACAUCGCGUACCGCUUUGGCAACUAUUCAAAGGAUCUUGAGCUAUUAUAUGAUAAAACUGCCGGAUUCUAUGGUGCCUUGCAUGAGGUCAUGGGUGAGGAUGCCAACAAGUAUUGCCCUCUAAAAGAUUGGACUCACAUAGAGCAGUGCAUCAGAAUUGCAAGUUGCCUCAUCGAGCCAGCGGUAGAGGCUGGUAAGCUUCCCAUUGCCUUCUUGGUGGCGAUCAUGGAGCAACUCGCCAGCUUUGACAUCAUUUGGAACAUGCUUACCGAAGCUUUGAUCAAGGAGUCAAACAUCAACCAGACAGCUCCCGGUCAAUUCCCGCCAGAAAAAUACAGGUGCGACAUGUUCGACAAGUUGGAUGCCACAAGCUUGGAGAAUCAUGAGGACACUGCUGCGGUGCGUUCGGCCUUUUCAACGUCUGCAGCCUUGGACAAGGCCACCCGGGAGUCUCAUCAAAUUCUGAAUUCUUUGACAUCCUCAGACAAUGUGUCGCAUUCGGUUGUGAAGCGCUGGGAGGAAACUUGGUAUCCUGUAUGUGUGAGGAUGAAGUGUGACCACACGAACUACUGGGAUGUUGCUUUAGCCAGCUACAAGCAGACCCUACUCUUCAUGAAAAGUGGAGCGCUCUCUCAUUUGAAGGCUGAGAUUAUCAACCGCGCUACUUUGCAACGGCGCUUCCAAAGUCAUCUCUCAGAACACCCAGUGCUGGUGCAACUUUGGCGCCGCGAGGCGCAAGCUUCCUCUCUGGAGGCUGCGCAUGCCUAUGGCCUUGCUGGCAACAAGGCUGUGAAACGAGUUCUGAAAAAGUUUUUUGAAUCACCUGGCGGAGUCUCGAAGAUGAUGAAGCUUGUCGACCGCGUGGAGUUUGAGAAAUGGCAGCGAACCAAAGCUGAAGCUGAAGAUGCUGAAGCUCAUGGAGAAGCUACACCGUUGCGCCAGGUGUCCAACCAGUCACUUGCCCAUCUUGCACUGUUGAGCACACGAAGUGAAGGGAUCUGGGAUUUCUUUGAGGCAAUGGUCGAAUGUUUCGGGAAGUGGUCGCUGUGGUAUGCUGAGGGCUACUACAAAGCUUUGGGCUCCUAUGGCUCGGUCUCCUUUGGCUGGUCCGGUGGCAGUGCAGGCGCCUUCGAAAGCUUGGUCAAGGAGCUGGUGGUUCCUUCAGCUUUCGUCUCGGUUUGGGCUGCUAUUGGCGUUGGCUUGAGUGCAUCAAUACCUGGUUACCUUCCGAGUGCUUGGAUUGGGCUCAGUGCCUCCAUUUCUGCGAGCCUUGGCUGCUCGAACAACGUCGAAGUCGCGCUCAGCGUUGGAGCGAUGGCAGCAGGGAGGGAACCAAAUCUGCUUUGA
This is a messenger RNA of Cladocopium goreaui, 3357 nucleotides long. NCBI's taxonomy places the organism in Eukaryota, Dinophyceae, Suessiales, Symbiodiniaceae. The record is from the annotation of a GenBank genome assembly.